This is a messenger RNA of Arachis duranensis, 816 nucleotides long. RefSeq lists its product as uncharacterized. Lineage: Eukaryota; Viridiplantae; Streptophyta; Magnoliopsida; Fabales; Fabaceae. The record is from RefSeq and is a predicted model, not a curated record. The coding region runs from base 1 to 816 and encodes 271 amino acids. The transcript has 2 exons.
AUGACGUUAAUGGAGCUGCAGAACGGCCUCUGUAAAAGCAUGGAGAACAGUAAGUUAAUGAGAGUGAGCAGAAUUCUGUACCGGAAUCCGAUUGUAGUUUUUGGUGGUCUAAUACAGUUUGAUCCCAUGCCGAUCACUGAUGAAGCGAGUAUGCAGAACAUGUUUCAAAUUCACCGGCAGACUCAGAUGCGACGCCCACAGACUGAGGUGUACGUUGAGUUUGAAACUGUAGAGGCAGUGGCGGAUCAGAAUGAUAUAGAUAUACAUGAUGAUAGAGAUGCAGUGUACGAAGGAAUGAAUAGUGACAGCGAAGAGGACUUCGAAGCCACUUAUGAGGCUGGCGACGAAGAUGAGGAUGGCGAUGUGGGAGUUGAGGCAGCAGCAGAGAAUGUAGUGGUUCGUCCGUCGAGCAAUCAACCGAUGGACGUUCCACCUUUUAUGCGCGUUGCCGAUGCUGAGGACGGGGAGUUCCGGAUUGGAAUGAAAUACAGUUCUAGAAAGUUGGUCGUCGCAGCAAUUAGAAGUUUCACUAUAUCUAAAGGAGUUGACUAUGAGGUGUAUGAGUCUGAGCCACAGACGUUCUAUGCAAAAUGCAAGAUGUACGGGCGUCGAUGUGACUGGCUUAUCCGAGCUAGCUUGAUACGGAAAAAAGGUUGUUGGGAGAUACGAAGAUAUAACGGUAGGCACACGUGCACGAUCGGAACGAUUUCACAAGAUCAUUCCAAGUUGGACUCAGAUACAAUUGCUGAGGCUAUAAGGCUAUUGGUCAAGAUAGACCCGUCUAUCAAGGUGAAAUCUAUAAUUGCGGAAGUCUAG